Adineta ricciae is the source of this 615-nucleotide messenger RNA. Lineage: Eukaryota; Metazoa; Rotifera; Eurotatoria; Adinetida; Adinetidae. The record is from the annotation of a GenBank genome assembly.
AUGACGGAUAUUGCAAUAGCUGAUGAUCCAACAGGACACAUAGGAACUGACAUUCGAGUAUUUGGAAAAUGGAGCGGAGCUGAAGUACAAAUUUCGGAUAUGUCUCUUGAAGAUUAUAUUCUUGGCGCCAAACAGCCAAAAUUUCUUCCACAUUCAGCUGGUCGAUAUCAAGUAAAACGUUUCCGUAAGGCAUCGUGUCCCAUCGUUGAACGUCUCGUAUGUUCAUUAAUGUUUCACGGACGUAACAAUGGUAAAAAAUUAUUGGCUGUUCGAAUCGUCCGACACACAUUCGAAAUCAUUCAUUUACUUACUGGCGAAAAUCCACUCCAGGUACUCGUUAAUGCCAUCAUCAACAGUGGACCACGUGAAGAUUCAACACGUAUCGGUCGUGCUGGUACAGUUCGACGACAAGCUGUCGAUGUUUCACCAUUACGACGAGUUAAUCAGGCACUUUAUUUACUCUGCACAGGUGCUCGUGAUUCAGCAUUCAAAUCGGUUAAAACUAUUGCUGAGUGUCUUGCCGAUGAAUUGAUCAAUGCUGCUAAAGGAUCGUCGACAUCAUUCGCCAUCAAACGUAAAGAUGAACUCGAACGUGUAGCCAAGUCGAAUCGUUAA